CAUUAUUUGCUUUGACUGCGGUGAACUUUUGACAACGCGUCCGAAUUUGGUAUAUUCUACAGUCAAUUUUUGAUUCGUUGAUUUGACAUUGCCACGAUGACUAUGACUUCAGAAGUUGAGACAGGGUUUAAUUUCACAAAUGACAUGGAAAUGGGGGAUAUAAAUAGUGAUAAAAGCAAAGAACUUGAGCGUCAAACAUUGGUUGAAGUGGAAUUUCAGGCCUCUAAAGUUAUAGAAAGGCUCGAGGCAGGUGUUAGUGGCGGUGAUAAAAGUAUUAGUCAAACAAAUUCUCAGCCUAUCGGAUUUCUGGGUAAUGAUAAAAAAAAUGCGAAUGAUAUUUUGCGGCUUAUUGAAGAUGUCAUUUGCACCAGUGAUCCUGAGGAAGAAGGAGCCCCAUGGCCUCUUCCAUAUUUGGAUGAAGUAGGAAAAUUAGCUAUAGUUUCGCAUAGUAUUCUGGCCUAUCUUUCUACUCUAGAAAGAACUCAUUUACAACAUCUGAAUGCUCGGAUCAGUACAGACACAACCAGGUGGCUAAGCCACAUAUUCAGGUUUUUGGAUUGCUCCUCAUAUAUUCAUGAAGAUUCUGCUGAUGGCCUUGUUCACGCAAUAAGAUUAGCAUUGUCUAUACGGUGUCCUGGUUAUCUAGAAAAUGGUGCUGGUACCAAAGGAGCUCCAUGUUUAUAUUCAUCAGAAACAAGUCCGAUUGGGACACUACAAUAUGCAUGCAGGUUGAUAGGUUUACCACUGGGUUGUGUUAGACCCGUUCCAGUAAACACUGUUUUUGGUUCUGCUCAAACAAUGGAUUUGUCAGCUUUGGGAAGAAUGUUUGUAGACGAUACUGCCGCUGGCAUGGUACCGUUAUUGGUUGUGGGAGAAGUAGGUACUUCAAUAUGUGGGCAUAAUGAUAAUGUAAGCAGGCUGCAAGAUUUAUGUCGUACUCAUAAUGUAUGGUUACACUUAAGGGGUCAUGGGCUUGCUGCUAUAGCUGUUACACAAGCAACUGGUGUGCCAACUCGAAUAGCAGACAGCAUAACUUUGCCACUAGGAACUUGGUUAGGAAUACCUGGACUUCCUGUUGUUUCACUUUAUCGACUUCCUGAGACUGUAAAUGCCACAACAGGUCUUUUAGCUUCUAGGAGAUUAAAUUCUUUGCCUUUAUGGAUGACACUUCAGGCAUUAGGACGAGAAAUGAUUACCACACGAUUAUUACAAUCAUUUCAUUCAUGCCGGAUUCUAUGGGCGCAUCUUAAUAAGCACUGUAGCAUUAGAAUAUUGAGCAAGGAGCCUGGGGGCGAAGGUGGUGUCUAUACAAUGGCUGAUAUAAUUACUAAGGCUGUGAAUCCAACAAUAUUAUUUGAAGCAGCUGUUUCAUGUGUGGUGUUUCAAUUCAUUGGUGCUUCUAAUCCAUCACUGGAACAAACUGAAACCCAUCCAAACUCAAAUUCUGUAGAAGCUGAUGCACUCAUAACUCCAAAAAAAUGUAGUAAUCAAAAAAGGCAAUUUAGCAGAGUUCCUUCUUAUUAUGAUAAAUUAAAUUCCUGGCUUGGUCAGAUUUUGCAGAGAGAUGCUCCGCAGGUACCCCUGGAAAUAUGUGAUUUAGAUAGCGCUGGUAUUGUGUUAAGAUACUGCCCAUUAGAAGCUGCUCCAGGAGGUCCUCCUGAGGCAAGAGAUCUAGAAGAGUUUGCCGUUUGUGUUGAACAGCAAUUAGAAAUUUUAGAGGCUACCAUAAAACAUAAAGAAACAUUUGUAAGACUUGUUGAGCAGAGUCCAGUUUUGAAACUAGUUGAACUGCCAGGAUGGGCUGGUCUGGGUGGGGUUCGCUAUGCACCAGAAGGUUGGGAAGCAUUAUUAACAGAUCAAGCUAAAUCAGAAUUAAAUAAGUUAAACUGCGCGUUAGUUGAAUCUUUGAGAGCUACAGAUGGUGCAUUUUCACAAGGUGAAGGAAUUGAUGGUCUGAUUUGUGUAAGAUUUGGGAUGGUCACUGCUGAAACAGAUGUAGAAGAGCUGUUGGGACUUGUUAUGUCAGUUGGUCGUUCAGUUCAAGAGUCUUCCAGAGUCAUGGAUUCAAUGACGGAAAUUGUUAAAAAAGGCAUAGAAGCAGCAACACUGGAUUUGCAAAGAGAAACAGAGGAAAAAUUGUGGCAAGAAGGAAUUUUAAGACAUGUUCCAGUGGUAGGAAGAGUAGUAAAUUGGUGGUCCCCUCCAAAUAAAGAAGGAGGAAUUAAAGGGAGGAGUCUGAAUUUAACACAAGGUGUUGUUGAGAGUACCGAAAAUAUUUACAGAUAUCAUAUGCAAAUUGCUGGUGGCACACAAUCAAUAUCUGGUAGUAAAACACCACCAACCCCAUUGGUUCAAACUCCUGUUGGGCCAACUUCUCCUGGAAACACAGAUAUUCCUGGUCAUUCUCGGACAUCCAGUCACAGUUCACAAACAAGCAAAACUCCCAUUUAAUGUUCUGUUAGUUACAUGGUUAGUAUAUUUAAAAUUGAAGUAUUAAACUUAUUAAUUUUGUAUUGAGUGUAAAAACUUUUGGGUAGUCUCAAACUGUGGGCUUGUCAGAAAAUGAAACUUAGGUACAAAUAGAUAAACUUAUGAAUUUCAAAUAUGUUUUACAUUUUUUAUUGAAAGUUUCAAAUUCACAAAUUUUAAUCAGCUUCCAACAAACUAAAACAUUCCCAAUUUAUAUAAAACAUGAAUAUGAGAUACUUUCAGAUAUUCAGUUACUUUUUAUAUUCAAUUUGUAAUUGUGUAUGUUUGUGUAUAUAUAUACACACACAUACAUACAUACAAUUAACCAAUAGAAGUUUUUCUUAACUGAAUUCACAAAGGACGCUCAUAAAAUUGUUGAACUUUACUUAUGAUAAGACUUGUGAAAAGUUUUCACAUAAUCUUUAAUAUGGCCAUUUCAGUUUUCACAGUUCAAUGCUUCUUGAAGCCAGUUAAGAAAUACAUAGAUAGAAUAUAGGAUAGACAAUAAAUAAGCUGUGAAGCAAAGCUUUCAGUUAUAUCAUGUAUUAUACAAACA
Ctenocephalides felis (cat flea) is the source of this 3025-nucleotide messenger RNA. RefSeq names its product pyridoxal-dependent decarboxylase domain-containing protein 1. Lineage: Eukaryota; Metazoa; Arthropoda; Insecta; Siphonaptera; Pulicidae. Gene Ontology annotation, biological process: carboxylic acid metabolic process. Gene Ontology annotation, molecular function: carbon-carbon lyase activity; pyridoxal phosphate binding. Bases 97 to 2451 code for a protein of 784 amino acids. The transcript has 13 exons. Gene Ontology annotation, cellular component: intracellular membrane-bounded organelle. The record is from RefSeq and is a predicted model, not a curated record.